Ostrinia furnacalis (Asian corn borer) is the source of this 1069-nucleotide messenger RNA. Its product is annotated as protein CEPU-1. The record is from RefSeq and is a predicted model, not a curated record. Lineage: Eukaryota; Metazoa; Arthropoda; Insecta; Lepidoptera; Crambidae. The annotation marks the transcript as partial. The transcript has 7 exons. Gene Ontology annotation, cellular component: neuron projection.
GUCGGCUGGCUCCGAGCUGAAGACCAAACAGUCCUGUCCCUUCACGAGCGAGUGGUGCUCGGCCCUCGGUACUCCGUCAGCCUGGACUCUCCGAGCACCUGGCAGCUGAGGAUCAGGCCUCUGAGGGCAGAGGACCGGGGCUGUUACAUGUGCCAAAUCAACACACAGCCCGUCAUGAAGUGGCAGAUUGGCUGCAUCGAUGUUUAUGUGCCCCCAGACAUCAGCAACGAAGAGACUUCAACGGACGUGUCAGCCCAAGAACUGGACAACGUCACUCUCUCCUGCAAGGCUACCGGCCACCCUCCUCCCAAGAUCACGUGGAGGAGAGAGGACCACGACCAGAUGCUGCUGAAGAAAGUUGGCGGCAGAGAUUUUUAUAAAGUGGAGAGCUACGUGGGCAGCUCCCUGCCCCUUUGGCGGGUGGACCGGCGGCAGAUGGGCGCGUUCCUCUGCAUCGCCUCCAACGACGUCCCUCCCGCCGUCAGCAAGCGGAUCAUACUGAAUGUCAAUUUCCCACCAACGGUGAUAGUGCCAAACCAGCUGUUAGGAGCGCCGCUUGGAACCGAUGUGGUGCUAGAAUGCACCGUAGAAGCAUACCCCAACACCAUCAACUACUGGGUCAAGAACCGUGGCGAGAUGCUGCUAGAUGGGCCAAAGUACAUAAUAAGCGAAGAGAGGUCAUCCUACAAGGUGAUGAUGAAGCUGACCAUCAAGCAGUUCUCGAAGCACGACAUCGGGACCUACAACUGCGUCAGCACCAACUCCUUAGGGAAGAGCGAAGGGACCUUGAGGCUUUAUGAAAUAAAGCUGUACCCAAGCUCUCAGUCGGCCGCAGAAGUGAAUGUAGGUGGUCUUACAGAAGGUGCUGUGAAACAGAAGCCAGCUUCAAGUGACUCAAGCGAGGUGUUUUCCAGAACACUCUAUCUUUUAACACUCGUUAUCGUAGCCGUUGUUAAAUUAGAGGUAAUGUAAAUAAAAUUAAAUGUUUCAAAUGAAAGACUGUAUAUAAAUGAAGUCAAUAACGUUACUGUAGUUAUAUUUAAGUAAUUUUUCGUGACUGAAUAUAAAG